GCUUUUUCGUAUACUGCGUUACAAUGCAGUCGGUGUUCGCCUCACAAGUCGUAUUCUCAAAAAGUUACUAGGUGCAUUAAUCAGUCCCUUAUUUCGUCGUUGGAAUGGAGAAAGAAAGAAUAAAAAGUGUAAUCGAAUUCUUCUCCACUCCAUUGGAUGAAGAAGAGCUAAUCGAUGGAGAAAGUAAACCCGAUGAACUGUACACCCUCUGUGAUGAUCCCAUGCAAGUACCCAUCAAACUCAUCGAUGAACAACUAAGGUUCGUUAAUCUUGCAACAGUUCAGGACCUUUUUGUUGACAAUUCAGGAUUUCUUGUUGUUGGCGCCAUUGGUUUACAGGGUUCAGGUAAAUCGUCUGUGUUAAAUAUUUUGGCGAAUUGCAUUUCUGACGGUUGUGGAGUUUUUGAUGGUCCUUUUAAUAUUCAAACUCUCAAGGAUGUAGUAACUAACAGCCCGUGUACUGCUGGUAUUAACUUAUAUAUUACACAAGAUCGUGUAAUUCUUCUGGAUGCCCAACCUCUUCUUUCAUUUGCACUCACCAACUAUCACACUCACUUGGUUGCUACUGGUAAUAUAACAUCUUCGUCCUCGAGUACUCAUCCAGGGCUUUCAUCUCUUACAGGUCCUGGUAAUUGGAACAUGGAUAUUUGGGCUGAAAUGGCUUCUAUGCAGAUUGUCGCCUUUUUAAUAAAUGUAUGCCAUGUUGUACUUGUUGUCAGUGAUAAUUUAACUACUGCUUCAACUCAGUUACACCGGCUUAUCGAUAGAGCAAUAGGUCUUAAACCAACUGUUUUUACACCGAAUGCCAUGCCAAUCCAUGCACUACGUGGUCGUCAACAUUCUGAUAUACAUAACAAGUCAUCAGAUAAUAAUAAGAAUUGUACAGAUAUAAAAAAAUUGACAACUAGUGUACAAGGUUUACAAAUUUCUAAUGUAAAUAAAACUAAUCCAUCUAUUAUCAACAAAGAUAAUAAAAGUUUAGAAGUUGAAGAUGUUGACAUUUUAUCUUUGUCUGAACAACAAUUUAUUGGGAAUUAUUCUACAUCGAAUAACAUUCUUGGACAAUAUCUUCAUUCUACUGAAGCUGAGUCUAAAGACGUUACAAAUGCAAUCAAUCGACUAAUAAAUUUAACUGAUUAUUCAGCCUCAUUAAUUCAUGUAUAUAAUCAGGCCCCAGCAGCUGCAUUUCUUGACCCGGUUGUGUGUGAAAAAUUAGAUAGGUAUAGGAAUAAAAUACUACCACUUAUGUACCCAGAGUACAGAAGGUUAGUAUCACUUGUUACUGUUGGUCCAAGAAUUUUAUCCGCUCACCUUCAGUCACGAAAUCGUGUUCAACCUACAACUGCACGUCAAAACUCUGCACAAAAUGAUACUCCUACUGAAAUAAAUCGAAACACUACUGACGUAAAGCUAACUAAAAACAGUUCAGAAAAUCGUUUAGUCCCUGACAAUUUUAUCGCGCAAAAUUAUUCAGGUUUUCUUGAUACUCAGGAAAAUUCUGUCUUACCUACUCCAUCAGGACUUUCCGAACCGUCCUCAGUUUCAUCAGACAAAGGACUUGCAUCAUCACAAAAGCCUUCGAAUAUCAGCGCAGAAACGUUGACUUCAGUAGAAGUUGAUAAUGAGUCAAAACCUAAUCCAACCCACUGUUUAACUUCAUUAAAUACAAUUCAAGAAAAAUCAAAACCUUUUUCUGGUGAAAAACCUGAUGGGUUAGUUUAUCUCAGAUUAAUUUAUGUAAUCUUAAUCAUUUGGGCUUUUUCCCUUAUAUGCUGAAUAAAAAAACAUUUUUGCUAGCUGUUUAGUAUUCGCUUUGUUUUGUCUAACACUAACAGUAUAAAAAUAAUUCCCACCGUAUAGAAGCGAUCUUUAUUGACAUUUUAUGACUGAUAACAUACUACAGUCAUGUAAUUGAUAGAUUAUGUACUAGACUUUGUAACUUUUACUACAUAGUUUUUUCUUCCUAGUCGUCAAUUGAUGGUUGUUCAUCGAGUUACUAUUAUAAUAUAUCAUAAGAUCCUUUUUGUUUGAAAAUCAACCUUAUCCUCACCAAAUAACUAAAGAGGAUAAUUCAAAAUAAUAGUGGUAUGUUCUAGAAUUGUAUCGAACUUUAAUGUCGUCCUUUUUUUUAGAUUCUGACCAUAAAUGCCAUUGAUUCGUUUUCCCUUUUUUAAUAUGCUAUUUUGUGAUGUUUCCCUAAAGACAUUUUUAUGCUGUAUAUAGACACUUGAGCUGUGUGCUUGUUGUCGUUCCUGCUUCUGGGUGCUUGUGGAAUAUAUUUUUCCGUUAUCUGAACCGAAUCUUCUCCCUCUAGUUAGCAGGACUGAGAGAAUAAGCUCUCAUCGAAUCGCUCUCACAUAGCCACGUGCAUACAACCACUGCCAGGGAAGUCCUACUCACUGUUUUAUCGUAGUGGGGUUGUUGUUUACGAAAUCGAGGGGACAAAAAGCGAAUGUGGGCUCCAGGAUCCUAAGGAAGCAAAUGGAGUAUCAGCCUGUUGUUGGUUGUAGCUCACGAAGAAAACCAUCUGCUUUGGGUUGGGCACCUGGACAGUAUCCCAGCCUUCACACAAAUCGUAUGGUUUAUGUGGCGCAUAUCUAUUUAGUUCCUCCAUGUACCAAUGUUUAUGUGUUUAAAUAAAUAAACCUUUUAAACUAAUUAUCUUGUGUGUAGCUGAAGAGCAAGCAAAUAUGUACAAUGUAUUAAUUGUAUUUCACAAAUGUCGCUUUUGCUUUGUUUUUUCCGUAUUUUUUCCGCAUUUCACAAUUUUGUAGGUACAUUCCCUUAGAUAACAGUAACAAUAAUAGUAAUAAUUGUGUUAAAAAAUUUGGCUUAUCGGAAUCAGAGAUAGUAUCGCAGUGUUGCAAUGUUUUGCACAAUGUAGAAGAUGAACUCAAUUCUGUUUUAAAACACACUAACUUAUCCGCUGGUGUAGACCAUCACAAGAAGAUUGUAGAGAAACGAUCAGGAAUAUUACCGGUCGAAGGUCAGCUCCCUGAUAAUGAUUUACUACAUAUACCUGGUAUUAAUGGUGAGAAGUUGAACGCCAGUCUUGUUCAAAUGUAUCAUGAUGUACAGACUACUAGAUGUAACUUUUUCGAUGUUCAAAAGCGAUUAGAUCAACCAAGAUUAUUCUUGAUACCAGAAGUUGACGAUGAAGGACACUCACCAUUAGGGUGUCCAACAUACUUAACAUCAGCCCGUAUCUUACAAGAAGCUGUUUUCUCUACACCUCGACAGCAUAUGAUGCCUAAUUUUACAGAGAAGAAAUGGAUAACAUAUGUUCAUAAAAUGUGGGAUGCUGUAAUACAUUCACCUUUGUUCCUCGAUUAUCAUUCCGUUCGGAUGAAUCAGAUCUAAGUGUUGCUACUUUUGAAAGACUGUUUAAUACUAUAUUUUAUUACAGUAAUUUAUCUUUACAUGAAAUAUAAUUACACUUUUU
Messenger RNA from Schistosoma mattheei, 3441 nucleotides. NCBI's taxonomy places the organism in Eukaryota, Metazoa, Platyhelminthes, Trematoda, Strigeidida, Schistosomatidae. The record is from the annotation of a GenBank genome assembly.